CUGGCCAUGAGGGCUCUGUGGAUGGCGCUGUGUGCGCUGGCGCGGCUGUGGCCCAGGGCCCUGGCCGGCUGCGCCGAGGCGGGGCACUGCUGCCCGGGCCGGGACCCCGCCUGCUUCGCCCACGGCUGGAGGCUGGACAGCGUCUACAGGACGUGCUUCUGCGACCAAGCCUGCCGCCUCACCGGGGAUUGCUGCUUCGACUACUCCAGGGCGUGCCCAGCUCACCCGUGCAUCGUGGGGGAGUGGAGCUCCUGGAGUGGCUGCGCCGACCAGUACAAGCCCACGGCCCGCGUGCGGAGGCGCUCGGUGCAGCAGGAGCCCCUGAACGGAGGGGCGCCCUGCCCGCCCCUGGAGGAGACAGCCGGCUGCCUGGAGUACUGGACGCCCCAGGGCCAGAACUGCGGCCACUCCUUCGUCCCUGCCUUUAUAACUACCUCUGCGUUCAACAAGGAGAGAACCAGACAAGCCGCUUCUCCACAGUGGUCUACAGACACAGAGGAUGCCGGCUACUGUAUGGAGUUCAAGAUAGAAUCAUUGACUCCUCACUGUGCUAUGGAAAACCGACCUCUGACUCGAUGGAUGCAGUAUCUCCGAGAGGGGUACACCGUGUGUGUAGAUUGUCAGCCUCCAGCUAUGAACUCUGUGAGCCUUCUUUGUUCUGGAGAUGGCCUGGACUCUGACGGAAAUCAAACUCUUCAUUGGCAAGCAAUUGGCAAUCCUCGAUGUCAAGGAACUUGGAAAAAAGUUCGGCGAGUAGACCAGUGUUCUUGUCCGGCUGUUCAUAGUUUUAUUUUUAUAUAGGUUGCAAUAUAAAUAUUUUAAAAUGUGUUUGUAGACAUGAUAAAUAUUAGCAAGUCAGGUUCAGUGCUUCAUAAACCUUCGA
Molecule: messenger RNA, 883 nt
Organism: Diceros bicornis minor
Lineage: Eukaryota; Metazoa; Chordata; Mammalia; Perissodactyla; Rhinocerotidae
Product: somatomedin-B and thrombospondin type-1 domain-containing protein-like
Exons: 1
Coding region: 7-801 (264 amino acids)
Source: RefSeq, a predicted model, not a curated record